AUGUGGAAAGAGUUGAUCCGCUGGGCUGAUCGAGAUUUGGUUAACCCGCAAACAGGAGAGCCACUGCUGAAGCUGCCCAUGAAGCACGUUCAUGUACAGCACUUGGAGCUCUCGCCAGCGGAGAGGGACUUCUACGACACUCUGUGGCGGAAGGCGAAGACGGAGUUUGACACCUUCGUGGAGAAGGGAGAGGUGCUUUCGAAGUAUACCCACAUCCUCCAGUUGAUCGGGAAGUUGCGGCAGGCCCUUUGCCACCCGUUCCUGGUGUUUGCAAGGGCAGGCAGCAAGGACGAGGACAUGGAGUCCUUGGAGAGGCGGUACCUCGCCGAGGUCAGUGGGGAAGAAGUCUCUGAGGCCUACGUGGCAACUCUCCUCCAGGAGAUUCGAAAUGGGGAGCACAAUGACUGCGCAAUAUGCUACGACACACCGCAAGAUUCAACCUUGACGCCGUGCGGCCACAUCUUCUGUCGCGAGUGUUGUUACAAGAUCAUCAAGCAGUGCCAUGGGGAAUGUCCUGUCUGCAGAAAGCCCGGCAUCACCAGGAAGUCUCUAAAAGUGUUGCCUGGGGCAUCCAGCAUCCCUGCGCACCUCCUUGCAAAGGCUUCGGCUUCCGAGAGCACAAACGCGGAACCAACCGGAAUCCACAGCACGAAGACUUCUGACGGGUCGCCGAUCAGCGCUUUGGAGGUCAUGAAGCUUGAAGGUGCCGUGAUCGCCGUAACUGGUGGUGCCAGCGGACUGGGGGAGAGCACAGUGGAGCUUUCCGUCAAUGAAGUCGGCUCAUGGAGAGCAGUGGCUCCAAAUCGCCUAGCGAUGGAAGCCUUGGACUUGCUCGAACCUUUCGAGCUUGAUGAGUACUCGAUUGGAGAGGUGAGAAAUGGGUGGGAGAAUUUGGAGCGCCGCUGUGGAACUCCCAAAGCGGCCGCCGAAGAGUUCCUUCACAAGGUUUCUGCGGCAAUCCCGAAGACGGAGCACAUGCAGAAACGAGCCAGUACGGUAUGGUCGAAGCUGAAUGGGCUGUUAGCAUCCAUGCACGACCAGUCGAUGUUCACAGGCCAGCUGGAGUACCUUGCCCUGCGGCACAUGAAUCAGGACAUCAGUGCUGCAGAGAUAGAGACUUUCAAGGGGCUCUUGAUUGAAUUCUGUGCGUCCAAGUUGGGUGGCAUGAUGACUCCGGAGUUCCAGUACGGCGUCACACGGCUUGUGGAUGCAGUGGGUGCAUCAUAUCAACACACACGCGAGUUCUACAAGGCAAACCUGAAGAUCCUCGAAGCGAGCUGGGUGGUCGUUCAGGAAAAUUCCAAGGAAGCAGAGGCCGAUGCCGAGGGAGGUCUAGCUGAAGGUGAGGAGGGAGAGGAGGGCCAAGUGGAAGCACAGGAGACUGAAAAGAACGAGGAGCAGGCCGCGACUCCGGAGAAAAAGAAAAGUGGGGAGCGUGCAAGUAACGAGGCCAACAAGACCAUGAAAGAGGGGACCAUGACCGAUGCCCAGAACAUGAAUGUGCCCACUAGUUUUGGUGAGAUGGCACGAUUUAAUGCUUCCGUCAUGGGCGUGGGUGACCGACCGUGGCUGUCAGAGAUGAUCAUCGCCCUUGACAGCCUCGUGCCCAACGUCGGGAACAUUGAUCGGUUGCAGGAGGAGUGUGAUGUGCUGUCGCUACUUCUUUGGCGCCAUUCGCGUCACGAGCAGCUGGACCUGCCCGGCUUCAAGUCUGUCAUGUUCGCAUCCCUGCGGCCUCAUGUCCAUGCUGCAGGCCCGGGUGAAUUGGGGAUUUACACGAGAGCCAAAUGGAGCAUGAAGUAUGAAAAUGCUUGGAGCUGGUUCUGGUCGUGUAUCGAGAAGAUGCUGGAUGCCAACAAGCAGCUGCCAGGCAUGUACUACAAUCACUUGAAAAGCUUCACAGAGUCCCUUGAUGAAGAUACUGCGGCGGAAUUCAAGCUGGAGGUUUUCGAAACACUCUUCGCUACCUGCGUCCAGACGCAAGACUACCUCAAGGCAUCCAACGCUCGAUUGCAGUACAUCAUGGGGCGCAUUCUCCGCGUGAUGGGCGACAUUUUCACGAAAACGAAAACUGCUGUCCGAGACAUUUCCGCCCUAGGGCUUCUACAUGCAGGAUACGGUGUCCCAGAGGACCUGACCGUCCCUUUCACCGAGGCCAUCAUGUUGACGGUUAAGAAGUUCAACAGCAACGAAUCCAUUGUGCCGGGAGUCCAGUGGUGCCUUCACCUUGCGGCCUGGCUUGAUUCAGUGGGGAGGAUCCUCACCCGCACCUUGGCGGAAGGCUCCACAGCCGUGAUGCAGUCCAUCAACAAGAACUCGGCAAAGGAACUGCAGAAAGCUGUGGUUGGUACGGAGUCCAUCUCUCCGCUUGUUUGGGCCAUCGAGACAGGUGCGCUAAGGUCUGGUUUGGAAGUCCAAGAAGGUCAAAGGAGGCUGGUCGACGACAACGGCCAUUUGACUCCUUCUUUGCAUGCGCUGAUUCAACACAGUGAUCCUGAAAUCGUUUGUCACUCCUGCCCAGCCUUUGCGGCGGAUCUGCUGUGGACUCGAAUGUGCGGCCUCGCCUUCGUCGGCACGAAGAUGUGGUUCAUCCUCACCCUAGCCAACUUCAUCGUUGGGUUGCAGUAUGGUAUCCUGUCCGACGAUCCUGAAGGCGAUUCGCAAGAGUUCAUCGAGUUUGUUCUUGUGCUCUUCUUGCUGACCAUGUUGGGCAUGGAGCCCUUUCUGCAUUGCUUGCAAGUCAGCGACCAGUGGUUGACAAGCUGUUGUGCAUUUGGGCAGUUCUUCUGUGACCUGUCGGUUUGGUACGAUCGAGUGUCCUGCAUCCCUAUGCUCUUGUACUUUGUUUUGGCCUUUGAGUUAGUCCACUUCAACAUCCACUUGAGCUGCUUCGCCGUGAUCUGCACACGGUUUUGGUGGGAGUUCGUUGUCUACAUCGGGGCCUUGCUUUUCUUGGCGACAGCUUUCGCUUCUGCGAUUGCUUGCUUGCCACAGUCUGGGCUUGACGGCGGCAUUCAGAUGAGGGACUUCUACAACUGGCCGGCAGCAUUUCAGGCCCUGCUCUCAAUGGGACUCAAUGUGUACGGUGCAAAUAACUACGGUGAAAUUGCGGUUGAGAACGAGCCACUCCUAAAAUGGUUUGUGAUCGCCUUCGCUUCCUUCUGGCAUGUGUACUUCAUGAACUUGAUGGUGGCGCAACUUUGCCAGCGAUACAUAGCGAUCUCCAAGGAUGCCCUGGGCUAUGCACGGCUGACCCGAGGCACCAUCAUCUUCGAAAGUGCCAUGCCCAUGAUUUCCACAAAGCGAUGGACGAGGUUUGUGAAUUCCUUGCGCCUUGAAGAGCCGUGUGAGCUUGACGAAGGUGAUGCAGGCCCCAAGGGAGGUCUUGCAACCUCCGAGGGGCAGUAUGACUACUUGAACCAUCCGUCGAUCCAACUUGAUAGGGUCCAGCGCUAUGGUGGCCUGGCAUCCCCCCAGCUACCAUGGCCUCCAACUGCAGAGGAGGAUGACAGUGCUGUCGCCGUGCUGCAGAGGAGCACAGACAAGAGGUUUGAUGAGAUCGAGAGACUGGUCUUCGACAUAGCUGUCAAGCUCGGAGUUCGAAACCAGCAGGGGGCGCUUGCAUCCAUGAUGGGAGGAUCCGCAAUGCAUGGCUCUGCGAGCCAUCAAAGUGGAGUGAGCCAGGGUUCUGGCAACAAAUCCGCGGUAGACGACAACGUCGGGAACUCACCCUACAGUGUUGGAGCGCAAGGUGCAGAGGAGGUGGAGGAGGACAGUGCGCACUCGCCUGAUGCAAGUCCCACGGCAGCAUCUGCCCCGGUCCCAGCUGCUCCGGCAGCUCACAAGGCUCAAGCUAAAGCUAAAGAAGGCCCGUUCUUUUUCGAACUAGAACUGGGCGUGGCCUUGUUUCCAAGAUCUCGCAGCGAUCGCAGCGGAGUCUUGGACAUGAACAAGGAGAAAGGUGAUGCGGUCGUUGAGAAAGUUGGUGCGUCGAAUGCAUUGUUUGUAGAAUGUAACAUCCUGGAUGAGAAAUCAGUGGAAGACUGCAUGAAAGCCAUCAAGGAGAAGUUCGGAAAGUUGAGUGGCGUCGUCAGCUGCGCAGGAGGUCAAACUCUUGGCACCGGCCUCACGCUGGACAAGAAGGGCAACCCUCAUGCUCUGUCUCCCUUCAAGAAGACGGUUGAGCUGAACAUUCUUGGCACCUUCCUCAUCGCCAGCAAGGCAGCGGCUCUGAUAGCAGAGAAUGCGCCAGAGGACGAGGAUGGAGAGCGAGGUUGCAUCAUAAAUGUCGCUAGCGUUGCGGCACAAGAUGGUCAAAACGGACAAAUCGCCUAUGCAGCAGGCAAGGGCGGCAUCGUCUCGAUGACGCUCCCCAUGGCCCGCGAUCUGGGGAAGCGCGGAAUCCGCGUGAACUGCAUACUGCCGGGUGUGUUUGAUACUCCGAUGACAGCACCUUUGAAACAGUUCAAGCCAGCAGUGUACAAGAAUCUUGCUGAGACGCACGUCUUUCCGAACACGCGCCUGGGCCAGCCAGAGGAGUUUGCCCAGAUGGCCGUGGCGAUACUUGAAAACAAGUUUGUCAAUGGUGAGUCCAUACGCGUGGACGGCGGACAAACACUUCUAGGACUCCGACAGAGGAUGAAAGAGCUGCUGAAGUUGCUGCACACGGACAUGGCCGAAGGUCAUCGCGCAGUGGAUCGGAAAGGUGCUAUGUACUUGGUGUAUGACGGCCGGCACAGGGAAGCUGCAGCCAUACAAGCUGCUGUUGCGGAAAGUGAAGAGGCGAUCUGUUGUGUGGACAUUGCUGGCCAAGAUGAGUUCUACAGGCAAAGAACAGCAGAACGGAUUCUUGGCGAAAGCCUUCGAUUAGGAUCUCAUCCAAGCUUUCAGCGAGGAGCUGCGAGAACUCACCUUACGAAAAUCCUGGUGGACUGCCCGUGUUGGUUUUGCACACCAGACGGGAUUGCAGGGCCAGUGCAAACGAGCCCAGAGUCGGGUGGGACGGAUCUUGGGCUGCUACUCCGAGAGGCGGCGUAUCAUCACAGCCUGCGUCGCUCGAACGUCCGGGAACUUCAAUCAGGACUCGAGUCCUUAACACUCUGCGCUUCCGCCGACUUGGGGGACAGGUGUGCCCGAGCAGCAGCAUUGCUUGACCUCUACGGCGCAGCGGUGCUGGCCAACUUUCUGGGGCCAGUGCAAGCAAUGGAACUAGCAGAUGCUGACUUUGGAAGUCCAUUGCCUGCUUGCCCAGGCCUCGGCGGAGUGCAGUCACCAGGGAUAGGACGCGGGGACUGGGCGGUUUUGCCAAAUGAAGCACCGGCGGAAUUCCUGUCUGAGCUGGAUGCCUUUGUUUCUGGAUUGCGGCCUCUGACGGGAGGUAAGAUGGACACGUGUGAGUUCCGCACUUGGCCAAUGGUAACGGUUUACGAGCCAGGCAGCAGAUACACUUGGCAUUUCGACAACGGCAAAGGCAGAAACGGGCGCUUGCUUACCUGCAUUUACUAUCUGAACAGAGACUGGGAUCUUGAAUCUGGUGGCGAACUCCGUUUGCUAAAGCAGGAGGAUGGAAGGCUUCAGGUCUUGGCAGAGGUGCCACCAGCCUUGGACACGCUGGUGCUGUUUUGGUCGGAAAACGUUCCCCACGAAGUGCUGCCACCGUGGGUUAGACUUCGGCAUGCUGUGUCAGUCUGGUAUCUAUGCCCCCGCCGUGGGCUUGAGCACUUCUCUGCUGGGAAUGCCGAGGCUGCCUUUGGCGAGUCCGUUCCAUCAGCUGUCGAGAAAAUCCGCGCCACGCUUGGAGGGCUCGGCGGCGAAACUGCGGCGACCAAGGAGAUCUUGGACCAAUUGUCGAGCCUGCAGCCACCCGAGCUACAGCCAUCCUCGCAAGUAAAGCCUGCCCUGCUCAAUGGGGACGGCAGCGUGUGUCUGUACCUUGCCUCAGUGUCCGACAAGCAGAAGCUCUCGCCGACUGGUGCACUCAAGUUGUGCGUCCUUUCAACACAUGUCAACGCAUGCCGGCAUGCGAAAGUCAUGUCAGAUUCUCUAGAAGAGCCUGGAAUCAGCAAAGGCCCAUCCCACAAUUGCUUCACGUCACUUCUCUCCCGGUCCGAAGUUCUGACAUUUCAAGCCGGGCCAAUCAGUAUUGGACACCCUUGCUAA
Symbiodinium necroappetens is the source of this 6159-nucleotide messenger RNA. The record is from the annotation of a GenBank genome assembly. Lineage: Eukaryota; Dinophyceae; Suessiales; Symbiodiniaceae.